AUGAUACGACCACUUGUUAAGGUUGUCUGCCCAUGUGAUAAUUAUGCGUACUAUUCUGUAAACACCGUUACUCAUUUGUUCUGUGUUAUCUUAGACGUGCAGGCUGCUUGUCAGGAUGCCACUGUCACGCAGGAGCUUCUGAAAGAGGGGUUUCACAGGGACCUGCUGGUGAAGGUAGAACUUGGUGUAGUGGGGGAGGAUGCAGGAGGAUGUGCAGUGGCAGCUAGAACUCGUCUUCCACCAGGAAUCUACGUGGAUCCCUACGAGCUGGCAUCGCUGCAGCAGCACAAUUUAACAAAGGUGGUGUUAAUUCCUGAUGUCAUCGAUGUGGAGGCUCCUGAGUACUUAGCCACAGAUCUUCUUGUUCUCUUGUACAUGGAACCUGACCCUCGGUGCUCUCGCUGUUUUAGAGCUGCCUUGCCUGUGCAUGGGCGGUACCACCGGCCGGCAGAAGAGAGUGAGGAAGCUUUGGUUGUUCUGAAGAGCCCAGAAGUACUGGUCUGCUGCUGUCACAAUCGCCUGUCAGCAGAGUGUUGGAAGCCUGCUGAAGUGGAAGCUCCCUGUUCAGGCAAAAACGUCAGUCCCUGUCAGUGGUACAGCGUAACGUACAAACCUGUAUAUAAGGAAUUGAUUCUGCAGGUUCCAGUGGGGCUCAGGCAACAUAGUUCCUUAGUGUGUGUCGUGACUCUUCUUGCCACAGUACUCUGUUCCAGUCUGAUUCUUGCAGCUGUAUGCAAAUACGGACACUUCUCUCCUGUGACCUACUCAGAAUAAAGAAAUACAGAAUGACUGAUCUCCGUCCAGCAAAACUCACUGAAUCAGCUUCCUAAACGAAUCCUACUCUACUGUUAUUUAUAUCUCGCUAAUGCGUGAGGAUCCCAUAAUGGGUUAUAGUUUCCUUGGCCUAAUUCUUACAAACGCUUUUCACACAUAGAAAACUGUUUUGGUGCAUUGUCAAUAGACAAAGCAGAUGGAGGGUAGGAAUAGCACUGCAAAAAGGUGGAAGGAUUGCCACAGUCUUGGUUCCAAUUCCUUCCCCCUGGCCCAGAGCCUGCUUUGACUACAGUGCUGCCUCUUGCAGAGGUGUUUGUAUUUCUUGAAUUUAAACCAACUGACUUGGGGAUUGGUCAUUAAGGGUUUGAAAACUGUCAUUAAAGUUUCUGAAUUUUAA
This is a messenger RNA of Aptenodytes forsteri (emperor penguin), 1171 nucleotides long. It is a transcript of the gene PIGX, whose product is annotated as phosphatidylinositol glycan anchor biosynthesis class X. Gene Ontology annotation, biological process: GPI anchor biosynthetic process. The record is from RefSeq and is a predicted model, not a curated record. Bases 1 to 774 code for a protein of 257 amino acids. Lineage: Eukaryota; Metazoa; Chordata; Aves; Sphenisciformes; Spheniscidae. The transcript is spliced from 5 exons. Gene Ontology annotation, cellular component: endoplasmic reticulum membrane.